Molecule: messenger RNA, 618 nt
Organism: Vigna unguiculata (cowpea)
Lineage: Eukaryota; Viridiplantae; Streptophyta; Magnoliopsida; Fabales; Fabaceae
Source: RefSeq, a predicted model, not a curated record
GUUAUUUAUGUUAAAUAUGAAUAUCUAAGUUUUACAGUUCAGAUUCAAAUUGAAUGAGAAAGAGUUUGAACAUGAUGUGGCCAGAGGUAGCAGUGUUGCUCUUACUUCUAGUCCAGACAAGUCACGCUGGUUGUCUUCCUUCUUCGUGUGGCAAAAUCAGCAACAUCACUUAUCCAUUUCGAUUAAAAGGCGACCCAGAGAAGUGUGGGGACGAAAGGUAUGAGGUUGGUUGUGAGAAUAAUGUUACGGUGUUGUAUCUGCACUCUGCAAAAUACCAUGUGGAGGCAAUAAACUACAACAACUACACAGUGAGAGUGGUUGACCCUGCUCUUCAACUCCAUAACUGCUCCUCUCUUCCUCUCCGCUCCCUCUCUCGCUCCAAUUUUUCUGAUACUUACACUUACUCUUCGGAUCCAUACCAAGCCGGUCUAAGAGCAUAUCGUAAUUGGGAAUCUCUGGAAUGAUAACAAGAACUAGUUUCUAAAUGGAUGUGUAUAGCAUAAAGUUUUUAAGAACCAAAGUAAUCUUUUACCGUAAGAUAUACCCUAUAUGUGCAUUAACGGUGAAAAUCAAAUCAUGAUUUACCAUGAUAUAUUUAUUCACUCAAGCAAAAUUUCC